AUGGCAAUACUCUCCUACAUCCCAGGAGGCCCGUCCAUGGAGAAGGAUGCUCAAAAAGCGGUAGAUUUCACGAAAUCUUGCAACGACUGGAAUGCUGGAGUUCGAGAUCAAUUCCCGCAGAAGUACGGCUUCUUUGCCGGGGUGUCAAACUUGGCCUUCCCGGACGUUGCAUUGGAAGAAAUCAGAUAUGCGUUUAACAUCUUGCAUGCGGACGGGAUCGCUUUAGGGACUCGUUAUGAACGAAACGAAACCAGCUAUUACCUGGGACAUGAGUCUUUCGUUCCUAUAUGGGACGAGCUCAAUUAUCGUGAGGCAGUCAUCUUCGUGCACCCUGUCCCAGGACGUGACCGUACGGUUGUGAACAAGUAUCUACCACCACCCAUGUACGACUUCCCUCAUGAGACAGGGCGUGCGGCCAUGGACUUGAUCAGCGGACCUGCCAAUAUGCUUCAAGAGCACGCCAAUCGUUGCAAGAUCAUCCUCAGCCACGCCGGUGGAGAUUUACCAUAUUUGAUCGAUCGCGCGGCAGGAGAAAUGUCUCUCGGUCCACAGGGCGUCCGGUUAAACAAGACCAGAGAAGAGAUCCUGAAUGCCGCCAGGCAAUUUUACUACGAUACUGCUUUGAGUAGCAGCCUCAUGCACAUACGUGCUCUUGAUGCUCUGCUCGGCCCAGAGUAUCAGGACCAUAUCCUUUUUGGAACCGAUUUUCCUCCUGGCGGUGCUGAGGCGAUCACAAGCUUCACCGACCAAUUAUCGAGGAAUAUGAAAGUAGAAGCUCUAAGGGUCAACGCGCUGAAACUGUUUCCUAGGCUGCAAGGGAGAAGAACUGAGUAG
This is a messenger RNA of Exophiala bonariae, 834 nucleotides long. RefSeq lists its product as uncharacterized. Gene Ontology annotation, biological process: secondary metabolic process. The transcript has a single exon. Gene Ontology annotation, molecular function: hydrolase activity; carboxy-lyase activity. Gene Ontology annotation, cellular component: cytosol; cytoplasm. The record is from RefSeq and is a predicted model, not a curated record. NCBI's taxonomy places the organism in Eukaryota, Fungi, Ascomycota, Eurotiomycetes, Chaetothyriales, Herpotrichiellaceae. The coding region runs from base 1 to 834 and encodes 277 amino acids.